Mycosarcoma maydis (corn smut) is the source of this 1017-nucleotide messenger RNA. Its product is annotated as putative rRNA methyltransferase NOP1. Bases 1 to 1017 code for a protein of 338 amino acids. Gene Ontology annotation, biological process: rRNA methylation; box C/D sno(s)RNA 3'-end processing. Gene Ontology annotation, molecular function: rRNA methyltransferase activity; histone H2AQ104 methyltransferase activity; RNA binding. The record is from RefSeq and is a predicted model, not a curated record. The transcript is spliced from 2 exons. NCBI's taxonomy places the organism in Eukaryota, Fungi, Basidiomycota, Ustilaginomycetes, Ustilaginales. Gene Ontology annotation, cellular component: box C/D methylation guide snoRNP complex; small-subunit processome; nucleolus.
AUGGCUUUCGGUGAUCGCGGAGGUCGUGGCGGCGGUGCCCGUGGUGGCGGACGUGGCGGUUUCGGCGGUGGACGUGGUGGUGCCGGCGGUGGUCGCGGUGGCUUUGGUGCCGGUCGUGGCGGUGCAGCGGGCGGCCGCGGUGGCUUCGGAGCUGGACGAGGUGCUCCCGGUGGUCGUGGCGGAGGACGUGGUGGUGGACGAGGGGCACCCCGGGGCCGCGGUGCUCCCGGCGGCCGAGGUGGUCGUGGCGGUGCACGCGGCGGUGGAAAGCCCGGUGCUAGGGGUGGCUCCAACGUCAUUGUCAAGCCUCAUCGACAUGCCGGUAUCUUUGUCGCAGAGGGCAAGGAGAUGCUCCUCGUUACCAAGAACAUUGCCCCUGGCGAGUCGGUGUACGGCGAGAAGCGCAUCUCGGUCGAGACGCCCGGUGCCGGUGCUGAUGGCACAACGGCCAAGACCGAAUACCGUGUCUGGAAUCCUUUCCGAUCCAAGCUUGCUGCUGGUGUGCUCGGUGGACUGGACAACAUUCACAUCGCGCCUGGCAAGAAGGUGCUCUACCUUGGUGCUGCCAGCGGUACCUCGGUUUCGCACGUUGCCGAUCUCGUCGGCCCUGAAGGUAUCGUCUACGCGGUCGAAUUCUCGCACCGUUCGGGACGUGAUCUGAUCAACAUGGCCAAGAAGCGUACCAACGUCAUCCCCAUCGUUGAGGACGCUCGACACCCUCACAAGUAUCGCAUGCUCGUUGGCACCGUCGACGUCAUCUUUGCCGACGUUGCCCAGCCAGACCAGGCGCGUAUCGUGGCACACAACGCCGAAUCCUUCCUCAAGAACGAGGGCCACGCACUCAUCUCGAUCAAGGCCAGCUGUAUCGACUCGACAGCACCCGCCGAGGCCGUGUUUGCUGCCGAAGUCAACAAGUUGAAAGGCAUGAAGUUCAAGCCACGCGAGCAGCUUACGCUCGAGCCAUACGAGCGUGACCAUGCCAUGCUUGUCGCUCAAUACCAGCGCCACAAGGCAUAA